AUGGCGGGCGCCUCCGACCCCCUGGAAGAUAUGCUCUUUUCAGAGGUGGAUGAAAAAGCUGUGAGCGACCUAGUGGGCUCGUUGGAGUCACAGCUUGCUGGCCAAAGCAACCCAGCAGGGAAAACAGACGAAAACGGAGGCGCUGGCUCAGUGGCCCCCGCUAACCAUCACUUAGGAAAAACGCUACCAGCUCCAGUGGGCACCACAACACUAGAACAACAACAACAAGGACGGCGUAAUAAACCUGAGAUGCGCCAGGAGAUCAACUCUAAAGACGUUAGCCCGGAUAAAACUGUCACGUCUCCUUCUCUGGGUUGUACCCCGUCUUUUGGCGAGCCUUCCACCACUUCGGCUGCCGGUGUGAGCGCCACUAGCAGCGGUUCGCAAUCACAUGGAGCAUCCAUCACAACACUGACUGCAUCUGGUGUGUCAACUUUGGCGUCUACGCCAGCCAGCAUCAGCACCACAUCCAGCCGGGGGUCUAAGGUUAACACGGGCACAGGUGAGACGACGACGGAAGCUUGUCCGCCGAGAAAACGCAUAACCACACCGCGGAGGAGCGCUUCGGCUCGGAUAAAGAGUUUGAACGGCGCACCUGUAACGACGAGAAGGACCAGCAACACGGCGGUGGCUGAAAACGUUAGCCCUGUGGAUACCAGUGCGACUACCCCAAACUCCACCCGACCGGUGACAUCCUCUAUCAACACUUCGACUUUCACCUUAUCUAACGCUAACCUCCCUGUAGGUCAGUCGGCUAUUGCGCUGGACCGGGGGACUCCCACCAUCGCUUUGCAUCGACUCCCGAGUCAUAUUGUGGCGAGCAUAGCCCAGAACGGCAACGGGACCAGUGUGUCGGCCUUGGUCCAGCAGGGCACGCGCAUAGGAACCAUCACCUCUUCAGCCUCACCCGGGAACCACGACAAACCGGUCACAGACACUGGGGCUUCCAAAACAGACGAUUGUCAGUCCAAAAUUGUAAUGUCAAGCCAGCCUGGUAGUGUCAACUCUGUAAUAAGCACUGUUCCCCCUGCGCCUUCUGUGGUCACACCAACAACAACUACAGCUGCAGCUACAACGACCACAACAGUGACCCAGCCUUUGAGCUCUGCCACAGCUGCUGUCUGUGUUACAGGGGUGGCAACGAGUUCUGUAUGUGGAACUGGUCAAACUACAGUGACUGCCACCCUUAGCAUGGUCAGGCCCACAGCCCCCUCUCCAACACCUGCUGUGGCCACCUCUGCACAGUCUCAACCCCGUCCUGGACUUACAGCACCUCAAAGGAUCGUAGCCCCCCAGCUGAUUGUCAGACCGCCUCAGCAGCAGACUACCAUUCAGCUGCCCCCUGGGUUUACCAUCCCACCGGGGAUGGUGUUGGUACGAACAGAGUUGGGCCAGCUAGUGAUGGUUCCUCAGCAAGCUUUGGCUCAAGCUCAAGCUCAAGCUCAAGCUCAGGCUCAGGCCCAGAACAACAUCUCUCCCCGACCUGCCACCCCCACAACAGGAGCAUCCUUCAGAGUAACAACUCCACAGAAGGGCCCUGUGGCACCGGCCGUGGCUGUGACGGCUCCACAGCAGACCCCCGUGGUUAUGGCCCCCCAGGCCCCGGCCCCGGCCCAGGCUGCCUCCCAGCCAGUGCAGCCUCCGCAGACGGGCAUCGCCGCGGCCCCCGGAGCUCCUGUCGUGUCCCAGGAAAUGCAAGAGAAUGUCAAAAAGUGUAAGAAUUUCCUGGCCACGCUUAUCAAGCUGGCAUCUCACAACUCUCCGUCCCCUGAGACUUCUAAGAACGUCAAGGCUCUGGUUCAGGACCUGCUGGAUGCCAAGAUUGAACCGGAGGAGUUCACCAGCCGGCUGCAGACUGAGCUCAAGUCGUCUCCACAGCCUUACUUGGUGCCCUUUCUCAAGAAGAGCCUCCCGGCCCUGAGGCUGUCUUUGCUGAAUAGUCAGCAGUCCCUGACCCAGCCCCCGCAGCAGGGAGUCAAACCAGUACCCGGUGGCACCCCCCCUGCCAUCGUGGCUGGGCCAGCUGUCCGCAUACGCCACCCUAACAGCGUCAGCACCACUGCGGGUGCCAGUGCACUGCCCGCUGGGACGCUCGGACAUGCAGCUGCAAUGGGAAUCAAGGCGGCAGGUGCUGUCAGUGGCCAGGUCCGCAUGCCCGUGGUGAUCACACAGUCUUUCAGAGCGCAAGGCACAAUGGGCAAGGGAACCAUCGUCCAAGCGGGGAAAAGUCCUGUGGGCUUGGCCGUGCAGAUCUCUGGGAAUCAGAAAAACAAGCUCAAUGACCCCGGAGGAGGCUCUUUCAGGGAUGAUGAUGACAUCAAUGAUGUAGCCUCCAUGGCCGGCGUGAACCUGAACGAGGAGAGCGCAAGAAUACUUGCCACCAACUCUGAACUGGUGGGAACGCAGAUCCGCUCUUGUAAAGACGAGGCCUUUCUCCACCCGGGACUGCUCCAUCGACGAAUAUUGGAAACAGCCAAGAAGUUUGGAGUCACAGAGGUCCCUAUGGAGGCAGUGACGUUCAUCUCACAUGCCACACAGUCACGACUUCGGACUGUGGUAGAAAAAGUAUCUACUAUCGCACAGCACCGACUGGACUCCUGUAAGGAUGAUGAGUGCUAUGAACAGUCUGCAGACGUUCGCUCUCAGCUUCGCUUCUUCGAGCAGCUGGAGAGAAUCGAGAAGCAGAGGAAGGACGAGCAGGAGAGAGAGAUCCUGUUGAAAGCCGCUAAAAGUCGCUCCAGGCAAGAGGACCCAGAGCAAGCUCGACUGAAACAGAAAGCUAAGGAGAUGCAGCAACAGGAACUGGCCCAGAUGAGGCAGCGAGAUGCCAACCUUACAGCACUAGCCGCCAUCGGACCCCGCAAAAAACGCAAAGUGGAUUCACCAGGAGCCACCCCAUCAGGGACAGAGGUUUCAGGCAGCACGGCGGGCUCCCUGGCCAGCUCCUCCACCCCGUCCACCUCAUCGCGCCAGUACACACGGCAACGCAUCACUCGCGUCAACCUCAGGGACUUAAUUUUCUACAUGGAGCAGGAGAGAGAGACCGCCCACUCCCUCCUCCUUUACCGUGCCCUGCUCAAGUAGCCUCUGGUCCCCUCAGUGCCCACCUCAACCUCCUCCUCCUCCUCCUUCACAGCCACGUGCCUUCAGAUCAGGUCUAAUGUUUCAGCUCUGUGUCUCCAUAUGUACUGUAGUAACGUUUUAUGUAGCUUUUCAUAAAAACAGAGAGAGAGAGAAAAAAAACGUACAAAAAUGAAAACUGUUGUUCCGAGUCUUCUCCGUUUAGAUUCACUGUGUGUAGUUAGAUAAUUCAGUUUAACGGCCAUAUCAAAUUCUAUCUGUUGUAGUUGAAUUUGUUGAAGGAACAAAGCGGUUUUUGUGUUGCAGGACUUGACCCACAACUCGUUCCAUGUAUGUUGGGUAGCUAUUUAUUUGACGCCGUUGGCAGUAGCUUCAAUGAACCACCUCAAAGUAAGGAUUAUUUUGGCGAAGAGAAUUAUGUUCACACCUCGAUACAGCCUACGAAAUUUUCCACGAGCUAUUUGUUGAACACAGUUCAAUGAAUGUAGUUAAGCUGAAUUCAGUAAGAGGCUUUACUGACUUCUAUACCGAGACAUCAUUUUAAAACAUUAAGAUUCCAAAUAACAGCAUCACGUUAAAUUUCACGUAUUUGUAAAUAGUUCUUUUUGAAUUAUUUUACAGCAUGUAUAUUUUUAUCACAUGUAAGCUUUGUAAGAAAAGGAAUAACCCAUGUGUCAAUAUUCUGAAACCUGAUGUUUUGUAAAACCAUGUGCUUUGAAUGAGUCAAAAUUAGACAGUUUGUUUUGUUCAAAUGUAGAGUUUUUGUUAUAAGACAGAGUCCCCAUGACCCCUCUGCAACGGUCAAUAAACAAAACCAUGGUCGCACUAUGACACCAUUUUCUGAUUGGUCACCCUAGUUCAGUAAGUUGUUGGUUUUUUUUACCCACAGAUAAUGUGAACAUUGUUUCUAUGACUAAAUGUUUGUACGUUGUGUACUAUCAAGCUGACUUCUUGAAGAACUUACCAGGUCGAGAAGGUAAGUUUUGGUUCAGAGAGGUCAAUAUUGUGACCUGUCCUCUCUGGACCCCCCCUUAGCCCCACCCACUUUGGUAAUGACUGAUGCCUUGUCCACACGUACACGGACAUGUUUUCAAACUGUUGGAAAAAAAAAAAAGACCUUUGUGAUCCAUAUAUCUCCGUACACA
Chelmon rostratus (copperband butterflyfish) is the source of this 4226-nucleotide messenger RNA. Its product is annotated as transcription initiation factor TFIID subunit 4-like. Gene Ontology annotation, biological process: DNA-templated transcription; transcription initiation at RNA polymerase II promoter. The transcript is spliced from 14 exons. NCBI's taxonomy places the organism in Eukaryota, Metazoa, Chordata, Actinopteri, Chaetodontiformes, Chaetodontidae. Gene Ontology annotation, cellular component: transcription factor TFIID complex. Gene Ontology annotation, molecular function: DNA binding; RNA polymerase II general transcription initiation factor activity; protein heterodimerization activity. The coding region runs from base 1 to 3084 and encodes 1027 amino acids. The record is from RefSeq and is a predicted model, not a curated record.